Messenger RNA from Etheostoma spectabile (orangethroat darter), 3386 nucleotides. It is a transcript of the gene thbs4a, whose product is annotated as thrombospondin 4a. Gene Ontology annotation, cellular component: extracellular region. NCBI's taxonomy places the organism in Eukaryota, Metazoa, Chordata, Actinopteri, Perciformes, Percidae. Gene Ontology annotation, molecular function: calcium ion binding. The coding region runs from base 181 to 3027 and encodes 948 amino acids. The record is from RefSeq and is a predicted model, not a curated record. Gene Ontology annotation, biological process: cell adhesion. The transcript has 23 exons.
UGCCUGUGUCCACAAAACCAUUUUACCUCUACUGAGAUUUUGCUUAAACUUCUGGAUAUUUUCCAUCAUUCUGUGUUAAAAUUGGUGACACUCUAAUCUGUGAUACUCUAAUUGACCCAUAAGAGUAGUUUAGUUUUUAAAACAACUUCUGCUGAGGUGUGUCCAAUACUGAAGCACUGGAUGAUGGGUGUGUGGGCCAGAGCAGCGGCUCUGUCUCUGGUGCUGCAACAGCUGGUGCUCACUGUCACAGCUCAAGGCAUUAUCUAUGACCUGCUGGUGUCUCCAGACUGCCUGCCAGACUUGUUCCAAGGAAGCCUAAAGAACAAAGGGCGAGAUGAGGCUUUCCUCCUCUCUUCCUUCAGGCUCCACAGCAAGGCCCCUACCUCUCUGUACAGUGUCAUCAACCCCAAAGACAACACCAAGUACCUGGAGCUCAGUGUGCAGGCCAAACUAAGCAAGGUGACCAUUCGUUUCCAGAAGACUGACGGCAGAUCGGUCACAACCAGUUUCAACCACGCUUCCCUGGCAGAUGGCCAAGAUCACCAUGUGAUGCUACAUGCCAGAGGUCUACAGGGCGGUCCGCCGCGCCUCAACAUCUAUGUAGACUGCAGACUGGUACACACUUUGGAUGAUCUGCCGGCUGCGUUUGGUUCACUCCCCCCUGGUCCCAACAAGGUGGCACUCAGGACCCUGCAGUCGAGUGGACAGGAUGAACUGACAGACUUGAAACUGGUGAUAGAGGACACCAUAGAUAAUGUGGCGACUCUGCAGGACUGCAGCAUGGAUCCGCGUGAAUCUCUGCAGCUGCUGAGUAUCCAGGGAGGUAGCACUGCACACGACCAGGCCACCAUGCAGGAGCUGAAGAGCAUGUUAUCUGAGAUGAAGCAACUGCUCAACCAGCAGAUUAAGGAGACAACUUUUCUGAGAAAUACCAUUGCGGAAUGUCUUGCCUGUGGUCUCGGGGGCGAUCCAACCAACACAGGUCCAGCUCCAAUUGUCAUGCAGCCUCAGUCUACCUGCCCACCUGGCACCUGUUUCAGACAAAACAUGUGCAUCCGCUCAGAGUCAGGGGGUUUCCAGUGUGCGCCCUGUCCUGAUGGAUAUACAGGAGAUGGGGUACACUGUGACGACGUAGAUGAAUGCCAGUUUAACCCAUGUUACCCUGGUGUCCGGUGUGUGAACACUGCUCCAGGUUUUCGCUGUGAGAAAUGCCCUCUGGGAUACCUAGGACCAGAGAUAAAUGGAGUGGGAGUGUCCUAUGCAAAGUCCCACAAACAGGCGUGUGACGAUAUAGAUGAGUGUCUGGGCCCGCCUGAGAAUGGAGGUUGCACUGCCAACUCACACUGCCACAACACUAUAGGCUCCUUCCGCUGCGGUGAGUGCAAAACCGGCUUCACAGGUGAUCAGGUGAAAGGCUGCCAUGGUAUCAGGCUUUGCCCCAAUGGUCAACCCAACCCCUGCGACGCUAAUGCCAAUUGUGUCGUGGAGAGAGACGGCAGCAUUAGCUGUGUGUGUGGCGUUGGUUGGGCAGGUAAUGGCUAUGUGUGUGGAAAGGACACAGAUAUUGACGCAUAUCCUGACAGUAAGCUCCAGUGCAGAGACAACAACUGUGAGAAGGAUAACUGUGUGUUUGUGCCAAACUCUGGCCAAGAGGAUGCAGACAGGGAUGGGAUGGGUGACUCCUGUGAUGAUGAUGCAGACAGUGAUGGCAUUAUUAACAUAGAUGACAACUGCUGGCUUAUUCCUAAUGUGGACCAAAGGAACAGUGAUAAGGAUCUCCAUGGCGAUGCUUGUGACAAUUGCAGAACAGUUGAUAACCCCACACAGAGGGAUACCGAUCAGGACGGGCUGGGAGAUGAAUGCGAUGAUGAUAUGGAUGGGGACGGUUUGAAGAAUAUUCUUGACAACUGCCAGCGAGUCCCCAAUGUAGACCAGAAAGACAGAGACAACGAUGGGGUGGGAGAUGCCUGUGACAGCUGUCCCGAUAUGGCCAACUCUAACCAGUCUGACUCAGAUGAUGACCUUGUAGGAGAUAGCUGUGAUGACAACAUUGACAGUGAUGGUGAUGGACACCAGAACACAAAAGACAACUGUCCCACAAUCAUCAAUUCCUCUCAGUUGGACACUGACAAGGAUGGAAUGGGAGAUGAAUGUGACGAUGACGAUGAUAACGACGGCAUACUGGACGAUGAUGACAACUGCAGACUAGUUCCCAACCCAGACCAAAAGGACACAGAUAAUAACAGAGUUGGAGACGCAUGCGAAGGAGAUUUUGACAAAGACAAUGUCAUCGACACAAUUGACCACUGUCCAGAGAAUGCCGAGGUCACCCUGACCGACUUCAGAGCCUAUCAGACCGUAGUGCUGGAUCCAGAAGGGGACUCUCAGAUUGACCCCAACUGGGUGGUCCUCAAUCAGGGCAUGGAGAUAGUUCAGACAAUGAACUCUGACCCUGGCCUUGCUGUAGGCUACAAAGCAUUCAGUGGGGUCGACUUUGAGGGAACAUUCCACGUGAACACAAUGACGGAUGAUGACUACGCCGGCUUCAUCUUCGGCUACCAGGACUCCUCCUCCUUCUACGUGGUGAUGUGGAAACAGACAGAACAAACCUACUGGCAGGCUGCACCCUUCAGAGCAGUCGCUGAGCCGGGAAUACAACUCAAGGUUGUGAAGUCAAAGACAGGUCCGGGUGAGUAUCUGAGGAACUCCCUCUGGCACACAGGACACACCCCUGAGCAGGUCCGUCUCCUGUGGAAGGAUCCGAGGAACGUUGGCUGGAAGGACAAGGUGUCCUACCGCUGGUUCCUCCAGCACAGACCACAGGUUGGAUACAUCAGGGCUCGCUUCUUUGAGGGUCCAAAGCUGGUGGCAGACACAGGGGUGAUCAUUGACACCAGUAUGAGAGGUGGAAGACUGGGCGUGUUCUGCUUCUCUCAGGAAAAUAUAAUCUGGUCCAAUCUGAAGUACCGUUGCAACGACACUGUUCCUGCUGACUACGAGGAUCUCAAUGCCCAGAACACAGAGUGAAGCCAGAGAAGGGAAGUGAUCCAUCAAGGAAACAACUUGUAAAACUAUAUUGUAAAACAUAAUAAUACUAUUAGUAAAUAUAUAUAUAGUAAUCCUAUAGUAAAACAACAAAGCAUGAAGGUAAGGAGUACAGUUGCAGAUGAGAACCAAAAGGAAAAGGACAUGAGCUAGAGAAAGAAAGAUGACUGUAAGAGGGAACAUGAUGGACCGAUUUUAACUUUGUCAUUCAAAUGAGAGGAUUGGGCAUUAUAUACUUUGUGUAACUGAAGCCAGUACAUUUUUGUAUAAAUCAGCCGGUUUUGUGUAUGUUUAUGCAAUAAUCAGCAUUUUAGGAGAACUUUUAAAUGUGCAAUUAUGUU